AUGGCGGCGAGAUAUGGCGUCACCUGGAACUUGAGAAAGCUGCACCAGGGUAUCAGAGGCCUGACAAUAGCCAAGAACAAGCUAAGAGGGGAGAAGUCCAGGAAUGUACUCCACAUAGCCAGCCAAAAAAGCUUUAAGGUUAAAAACAAAGCAAAACCAGUUACCACUAACCUUAAGAAGAUAAACAUUGUGAAUGACAAAAAAGUUAACAGAGUGAAUAAAGCUUUUGUAGAUAUACAAAAGGAACUGGCAAACUUCUCAAAAGGCUGUUCCUUUGAACCUCUGCAGAAACAACUGAUAUCUCAGCAGUGUCAUGAAAACGUACCAGUUAAUGUUGAUGAAGCUACAAGAUUAAUGGCUCACUUGUAAUACACCGAUGAUGCAUCAAAUUCCCCAAAACAACCAAUAAAUUUAAUCUUCUAUACAAGAAAAAAAAGUUAAGUAAGGAAAU
Cervus elaphus (red deer) is the source of this 451-nucleotide messenger RNA. Its product is annotated as ribosomal biogenesis factor-like. Lineage: Eukaryota; Metazoa; Chordata; Mammalia; Artiodactyla; Cervidae. Gene Ontology annotation, cellular component: nucleolus. Bases 1 to 369 code for a protein of 122 amino acids. The record is from RefSeq and is a predicted model, not a curated record. Gene Ontology annotation, biological process: ribosome biogenesis. The transcript has 2 exons.